CUCGCCUCUCUCUUCCUGUUUCUUUCUGUUCAAAUUCUCAAGCCCUAUCCGUCCUACCCCAACCCAAAUAAUAUCUUGUACCCCAAACUUCAUCAGGAAUCACGGUACAUUACAUAAAAGGGUAACCCAACAUAAACCACUAAGGUUGUCGUGCUCCCAAUUUUCCGGCGGAAUCGAUCAACUUCUCUUUCGUCGAUGAACCCACGGCCCCCUGCAUUCUUCAUAGCCUGAGGGUGCUUUUGUAAAAGGGCCUGCAUCGUGGUUUUAAAGUUGGCAAGCAUUUCCUUUGGAAGCCAUGGGCAGCACUUUUAAUCCUCAGAUUUUGGUUGAAAAGCUGGCUAAGCUCAACAGUUCACAACAAAGCAUCGAGACUCUAUCACAUUGGUGUAUUUUUCACAUGAAUAAAGCAAAACAAGUUGUUGAAACCUGGGAUCGACAGUUUCAUUCCGCUCCACGUGAGCAGCGUUUGGCUUUUCUCUAUCUUGCAAAUGAUAUUCUCCAAAAUAGCAGGCGGAAGGGUUCAGAGUUUGUGGGUGAGUUUUGGAAGGUUCUUCCAGGGGCACUGCGCAAAGUUAUUGAUAAUGGGGAUGAAUUUGGAAGGAAUGCCGGAUUGCGGCUGAUUGAUAUAUGGGAGGAGAGAAAAGUAUUUGGCUCUCGAGGACAGAUUCUCAAAGAAGAGUUUGCUGGGAAGCAUGGUGAUACUAGCAAUAGAAAUGGGAAACCGUCUGGAUUCAGACUGAGGCCUUCUGCUGGAAAUGGAUUGGACAAAAUAGUUUCAAGUUAUCAUGUGCUUUAUGGAGGGCAACUGGAUGAAGAUGGUAUACUAACUAGAUGUAGGAAUGCAAUUAACUCAGUCGACAAAAUUGACAAGGAAAUCGGAGGUGACCUUAACUCAGGGCACCUUAAUGGAUCUGGAUUUGCACAUGAGCUUAAGGGGCAGCAGACGAUGUUGAGGGAGUGUAUUGAGCAGCUAAUGAUGGUUGAAUCGUCUAGAGCAAACCUUGUCUCGCAGCUUAGGGAGGCUCUAAGGGAACAGGAAUAUAAAUUGGAACUUGUCCGUAGUGAACUUCAGGCUGCUCAGUCACAUUCGGAACAGGCAACCAAUAUUUGCAAACGGUUGGUGAAUGGUGACAAUGCUAUGCAAAUAUUGGGCGAGCAUGGGCGAAAAGAUGGUCCCACCUCCCAAGCUCCUCCUCGCAGUUUUGUAUCUGGAAGUGGAGACCAAUCAGCACCCGUGACAUACACUCGUCAGGUAUCUUUUGGCGAAAAAGCUGGCCGCCUCGAAGAAGAUCCCAAGUCUGCAGCAGCUGCAGUGGCUGCAAAGCUUACGGCUUCGACAUCUUCUGCCCAGAUGUUGACUUAUGUGCUUUCCUCUCUUGCAUCGGAGGGCAUGAUUGGCAGCAAUCAAAUGAAGGAAUCUGCCACCGAUUACCCGGCUGAGAAAAGGGCAAAGCUUGAAAAUGAACAUUCAGCGUAUGUUCCCCAGAACCCUCAAACAACACUUUCAUUUUCACAACCCGUCUCCUCCCCGGAAUUGAUUCCUAAUGAACAACCACCUCCGCCUUCAUCUCCCCCUCCAAUGCCCCCUCUGCCUCCAAUGCAACCAUAUCCUCAGUAUUUGCAGAACCCUAAUGGUGCAUUCACUUUCGCAACAUCCCUAGAGCCGCCAGCAGCAGCAUAUCCCCAGGCCGUACCUCCAAUGAAUGGUCUCGCACCUUAUUCAGCUCCCCCCGCAAAUGCUUUUCAGGUUUAUCAGCCACCCGAUAGUGGUUUCUAUACACCACAAUCGACAUUGCCAAUGGCACCUGCCGGCCGCCAGUAACAGCAAGCCAGCCAGCUUUACUGAACCUGGGAGGGUGAUCGUGAGGUGACUGAGAUGAGAGUAGUGUUGUGUGUGAUAAAUUAACGUUAGGAAUUUGAAACAUGUGUUUUACUUUCCUGUAUGAUAAAACACAUUCUUAGCUUUUACAUACUGGAGGAGUAAAUAUAACUUGUAAUCUUGUAUUGUGAAUUAUUUUAAUUUUGUACUCUGUAGUUGAUUAAACUUGUUUUAUUUAGUUUAUAAAGAUCAACAUUAGAUCAGGAUACA
Molecule: messenger RNA, 2089 nt
Organism: Ipomoea triloba (trilobed morning glory)
Lineage: Eukaryota; Viridiplantae; Streptophyta; Magnoliopsida; Solanales; Convolvulaceae
Product: regulation of nuclear pre-mRNA domain-containing protein 1A
Exons: 8
Coding region: 296-1822 (508 amino acids)
Biological process (GO): mRNA 3'-end processing
Cellular component (GO): RNA polymerase II, holoenzyme
Molecular function (GO): RNA polymerase II complex binding
Source: RefSeq, a predicted model, not a curated record